Messenger RNA from Amphiprion ocellaris (clown anemonefish), 1314 nucleotides. Its product is annotated as transmembrane protein 184B-like. NCBI's taxonomy places the organism in Eukaryota, Metazoa, Chordata, Actinopteri, Pomacentridae. Gene Ontology annotation, molecular function: transporter activity. The coding region runs from base 816 to 1298 and encodes 160 amino acids. The record is from RefSeq and is a predicted model, not a curated record. Gene Ontology annotation, cellular component: early endosome membrane. The transcript has 4 exons. Gene Ontology annotation, biological process: transport.
GGUGUUUUAUUGCUAUGCUUGAUUUGUUUUAUUUGAUUCCAGAGUUCAAAAUGUUUCCGGUCUUGUUUGCUGUCGUGAUAAAUAUAAGUAGAAAAAAAAUAUUUAAGAAGGAAUGAAAGCAAUAGUUGAAUGUCAGUUAAUACAGACCAUGAUAAUUUCUGUUACCCAAUUAGAGUUGAUGUAAUCUGUCAUUAUAGUAUUUUAUUAUUAUGCUUGAUUUGUUUUAUUUGAUUCCAGAGUUCAAAAUCUUUCCUGUCUUGUUUGCUGUUGUGAUAAAUCUGACUAAAAAAAGUUGGGGGAAAAAAAGCAAUCAUAAAAUGUCAGUGACAGUUGAGGAUGAACGCAAUCUUUCCGUCAUGUGUCAACGUGAUGACGACAUACGUGGCGCUGAAGCCACGUGACUCCUUCACCUGUGCCCAACCUGUUUAUCUCCGCUGCUCCACCGCGUCGCCGCUCAACGAGGCAUUCAAACUGUUUCCACUGAGAGUUUGCCAUUUUUCGCUUGUUUUUCAGAGUAAACGACACCAUCUGUGGCGGCUUUUGGAUGUUUUCUUGUCGCUUUUGCUCGACUUUUUUGCUCGCUGACUGUGCGGACUUUGACCUCGGUGAGGCACCUGUCUCAAACAAGGAAGUCUAGCCUGUUGAGUCGGAUGAAGUCGACGGGCCGUUUGUAAAUGGCAUUAAAUGGACACUUUGCGUUAUUCUGAAAGGUGUCUUUUAUUCUUAAUGUUUAUCCCGUAACGUUGGUUUGUGGACUGUUUGUGUACAGUGUCGUUUAAACGGGAUAAAGCUGCUUCCUCUUUCCACUUUACAAGAUGAACAUUUCUCCGGAAGACAUGGAUUCAUCGGCCGAAAAUAAUUCCAUUGUGCACCUGGCUGCACCAAUUCUCCCAGACAAGUCAGACAUCUCCAAUAUGACCAUUAUCCGGACAAGCAACGGUUCCAUUAUCGAGGAUGAGAUGUUUUUAAACACAGUGGCUGCUCAGGCCCUCUCAGGGAUAUUUGUCUGGUCUGCCUUGCUCAUAACAUGCCACCAGAUCUAUACACACCUUCGAUCCUACACCGUCCCUAAUGAGCAGCGCUACAUCAUCCGCAUCCUGUUUAUUGUGCCAGUUUAUGCCUUUGAUUCUUGGCUCAGCCUCCUCUUCAUCAGCAACAACCAGUAUUACGUCUAUUUUGAUUCUGUUCGGGACUGCUACGAAGCUUUUGUCAUUUACAAUUUCCUGAGCCUGUCCUUUGAGUAUCUGGGAGGAGAGAGUGCAAUCAUGUCAGAGAUCCGAGGGAAGCCCAUCCAGUGAGUGCUCUCUGUUGGUU